AUGGUUACUGAGGCUGAGAUCAGGGUUCUUGACGUUAAGUGCCAUAUCUCCGCUGCUAAAGAUCAGAAGAAUUUUCAUAUCGACGAAGUUCGUGUUUCUGAGUCUGUCUGUGCUGAGAUUUCCGGUUCUGCUGAAACGCCUAGAUUCAGAUCGAAAUAUCCCUUGAAAUGGAUCAUGUUAGUCUUCCUCAUAAUUGAGGCUUAUAUUAGUGAAUCAACCAGUGAGUUUAUCGCAACUAUACGUUCAGGGAGCUUUGCUGACAUUCGAAGCCAAGAAACAAUGGAGGAUGAACACAUUUGCAUAGAUGACUUGUCAGCUCAUCUUGGAUCCUUUAACCUCUCGGUACCAAGUGCUUUUUAUGGCGUGUUUGAUGGACAUGGUGGACCUGAGGCAGCACUUUUCAUGAAGGAGAACUUAACAAGAUUGUUUUUUCAAGAUGUUGUAUUUUCAGAGAUGCCCUCCAUUGUCGUCCGUAAGAAUUAUCAAAAAACUUAA
This is a messenger RNA of Arabidopsis lyrata subsp. lyrata, 495 nucleotides long. Its product is annotated as probable protein phosphatase 2C 13. Gene Ontology annotation, molecular function: cation binding. Bases 1 to 495 code for a protein of 164 amino acids. The record is from RefSeq and is a predicted model, not a curated record. The transcript has 3 exons. NCBI's taxonomy places the organism in Eukaryota, Viridiplantae, Streptophyta, Magnoliopsida, Brassicales, Brassicaceae.